Molecule: messenger RNA, 1725 nt
Organism: Cucurbitaria berberidis CBS 394.84
Lineage: Eukaryota; Fungi; Ascomycota; Dothideomycetes; Pleosporales; Cucurbitariaceae
Product: putative cytochrome P450 oxidoreductase
Exons: 4
Coding region: 1-1725 (574 amino acids)
Molecular function (GO): iron ion binding; monooxygenase activity; oxidoreductase activity, acting on paired donors, with incorporation or reduction of molecular oxygen
Source: RefSeq, a predicted model, not a curated record
AUGGGUCGCUAUCUGGCAACCACAGUUGGAAUUCUCGUCAUCAGCUUUGUUGCCUAUAAUUGUCUCAAACUAAAGCGCUUGGUGCACUCUGCAAAGUCGACCGGUUUGCCAUAUGUCAUUGUUCCCUUCCUUGAGACCGAGGUGCUCUCACAAUUAGUCACACCCCUCCUUCGGAACUACUACCUCACACACCUCGAAAAAGGAGAAGGAUGGCCGAGAUGGUGUCGUUUUAUGAUAAAGGAUUGGACCUGGGAAGACAAGCGCCGCGCUUUUCAAGACCACGGGGAUGUCUUCCUGGCAGUAUCACCGCAAGGAAUCAUUUGUUACUGUGCCGAUGCCAAUAUGGCAUUCGACGUCAUGAACAGGCGGUACGAUUUUAUCAAGCCGAGAGACAAGUACCAGAUGCUGGAGCCAUACGGCCCAAAUGUAGUGACCGCGGAAGGCGGCACGUAUCGCUUCCACGUGCGCAUGGUAGCCCCAUCAUUCGGUGACAUCACCGGGGUCAAUGACCUUGUUUGGCAGGAGACAUUGAGACAGACCGGGCUGCUCAUGGACCGAUGGACCAACGUGACGCCCAAGGAGUUAGAUACGGAUAUCAAUGCUUUGACCCUUGCUAUCAUUUCGCUAGCUGGCUUUGGACAGAUGCUUGAGUCUGUCGAGGAGCAGAAGCAGGAUAUUCCCCCCGGGUACAAGAUCAGCUUCUUGGCUGCACUUCGAAGUACUACGCAAAACAUUCUGUUUCUCUUGCUAUUUCCGGGUUGGCUUCUGGAUCUAACACCGUACGCCGAAGCCAACCUCGCUAAGCAACAACUUGAAAAGUAUCUCCGGACGCUGAUCAAGCGAGAGAGAGCCAAGGAAGUGAAUGAGAAGGCGGAGCUCCUUUCCCGGACCAACCUACUACACACGGUCGUCAAUGCAGUUGAUACCGAAGGUGGUGAUACCGAAACUGCCGGAGUCGUCAAGAAGAAGACAAGGUUCAACGAGGAUGAGGUCAUGGGUAACCUGUUCAUUUACAUGCUUGCAGGUUACGAGACAACAGCAAACAGCAUACAAUACGGGAUACUAGUGCUAGCCGCCCACCAAAACGUCCAAACCAAAUGUAUCGAAGAGAUUGAUCGAGUGUACGAAGAGGUAGCCCUGGCGGGCCGUCAUGAGCUUAGUUACAAUGAAGAUUUUGCCAAAUUGGAAUACAUCUUUGGUUUCAUGUACGAAGUAUCCAGACUCUACCCCGGCGUGAUCCUCAUUACCAAAAUGUGCACUUCCGACCAAACAAUGCACCUCCACGACGACAGGACCAACCAGACCCAAGCCCACGUCUUGCCCGCCGGGUGCCGCGUAUACCUAUCGUCUCCCGGCGUCCAUUACCACGAGAAGUACUGGAAAAACUCCCACGAGUUCGAUCCCACGCGCUGGUUCACAGACAAGUUCUCGCGCCAGGGCGGCGAAGAAAAGCAUGUUGUAGCGGCCGAUCGGACGCGGCAGAUGCGCGGCACGCUACUCACGUUCUCAGACGGUGCGCGCGCGUGUUUGGGACGCAAGUUUGCACAGGCCGAGUUCAUGGCGUUCUUUGCUACGAUCCUGCGCCGGUUCCGCGUCACGUUCAAGGAUGGCGCGGAUGCGGAUAGGUUGAGGUCGGAUAUUGUAAAUAAGAGCGCGGGCAAAAUUGUGAGUUUGACGCCGUUGCCGGGUUUUCCGAUUGAGCUGAGGCAGAGAGUGCUGGCUUGA